AUGAAGUAUCUCGAUCUUGGUCCCGAGGACUCGAUGCUGGUGAUCACAUCAGCAGGUGGCAAUGCUUUGCAUUACGCUAUAGCAGCACACGCCAAGAGAAUUCAUUGUGUGGAUAUGAAUCAUUGUCAAGGUCAUUUAUUAGAGUUGAAACUGGCAGCCGUACAAACCCUCGAGUACGAAGACUUCUUUUCCAUGUUCGGUAAUGGACAUCAUCCCAAAUUCCAUGCGCUUCUUGACUCCAAGAUCGCUCCCCUUCUCUCUUCCAUCGCCUAUCAAUUUUGGCACAUCAACGAUGAUGCUUUCUCCAAAGCCUUCUAUUUGAAAGGAUACAGCGGCUGGGCACUAUGGCUCGCCAGAAUCGUCUUUUCAAUCGCCGGAGUAUCGAAAGAUGUUGAAGCUUUGUGCAAUGCGGGCAGUAUGGCUCAGCAAGAGCAGAUCUGGCGCGAAAAGCUAAGACCCGCCCUCUUGAACCCCAUCGUCAUUGCCUUGCUCAAGAGCGCGAUAUUCUGCUGGAACGCACUGGGAGUGCCCCUCAACCAGCGCCGCAUGGUCUCGGUCGAAGGGUCUAUGUAUGAGUUCAUAAGAGAUGCCCGAAACCCUUUACCAUCAACGUAUUCCUUCAAGGAUGGCGCAUACUUCUACCCAUUGACACUUCUUGGGCACUACACACCAUUUUCCUGCCCAGAAUAUCUGACAUGCUCCGGAUUUGAGGCUCUCAAAGCUAAUAGCGGCAAAGCUACCGAUGCGUUUAGACUGCACACUGAUUCGAUAUAUAAGUAA
This is a messenger RNA of Suillus plorans, 780 nucleotides long. RefSeq lists its product as uncharacterized. The record is from RefSeq and is a predicted model, not a curated record. The transcript is spliced from 4 exons. NCBI's taxonomy places the organism in Eukaryota, Fungi, Basidiomycota, Agaricomycetes, Boletales, Suillaceae. Bases 1 to 780 code for a protein of 259 amino acids.